GGGGCCGUGUGGGGGCCGGGCCGGGCGGACGGCGGGAUGGGCUGCACCGUGAGCGCCGAGGACAAGGCGGCGGCCGAGCGCUCCAAGAUGAUCGAUAAGAACCUGCGGGAGGACGGCGAAAAGGCGGCGCGGGAGGUGAAGUUGCUGCUGCUGGGUGCUGGGGAGUCAGGGAAGAGCACCAUCGUCAAGCAGAUGAAGAUCAUCCACGAGGAUGGCUACUCAGAGGAGGAGUGCCGGCAGUACCGGGCAGUCGUCUACAGCAACACCAUCCAGUCUAUCAUGGCCAUCGUCAAGGCCAUGGGCAACCUGCAGAUUGACUUUGCUGACCCCUCCCGCGCGGACGACGCCAGGCAGCUGUUUGCACUGUCUUGCACGGCCGAGGAGCAGGGCGUGCUCCCUGAGGACCUGUCUGGCGUCAUCCGGAGGCUCUGGGCUGACCAUGGUGUGCAGGCCUGCUUUGGCCGCUCGCGGGAGUACCAGCUCAACGACUCAGCCGCCUACUACCUGAACGACCUGGAGCGCAUUGCGCAGAGCGACUACAUCCCCACGCAGCAGGAUGUGCUACGGACCCGUGUGAAGACCACGGGCAUUGUGGAGACACAUUUUACCUUCAAGGACCUACACUUCAAGAUGUUUGAUGUGGGUGGUCAGCGGUCUGAGCGGAAGAAGUGGAUCCACUGUUUUGAGGGUGUCACGGCCAUCAUCUUCUGUGUGGCCUUGAGUGCCUAUGACCUGGUGCUGGCUGAGGACGAGGAGAUGAAUCGCAUGCAUGAGAGCAUGAAGCUGUUUGACAGCAUCUGCAACAACAAGUGGUUCACAGACACGUCCAUCAUCCUCUUCCUCAACAAGAAGGACCUGUUCGAGGAGAAGAUCACCCACAGCCCCCUGACCAUCUGCUUCCCCGAGUACACAGGGGCCAACAAGUACGACGAAGCAGCCAGCUACAUCCAGAGCAAGUUUGAGGAUCUGAAUAAGCGCAAGGACACCAAGGAGAUCUACACGCACUUCACGUGCGCCACUGACACCAAGAACGUGCAGUUUGUGUUUGACGCCGUCACUGACGUCAUCAUCAAAAACAACCUGAAGGACUGCGGCCUCUUCUGAGGGGCAAGCGGGGCCUGGCAGGAUGGGCCAUCGCCGACUCUGCUCCUCCCCCAACCCCGAAGAAGAUGGGGCAAGAGGACCACGCUGCCCACCGGCCCCCACUGGCGCUUCUCUCUUUUCCUCUCUGUUCUCGGCUCCUCCUUCCCCUCCCUCAGCUCCAGAGACUUGGGGGAGGGGCUACCGCAGGCCUCCCUAGCUGAAGCCCGCCCUUGUCCAAGGUGCCGGGAAUGGCCAUGGGUACCCCCUUCCUGGGCAUCCGUUCUGGUUUUUAACUGUUGUCUUGUUCUCUGUUUUGGGGGGGGUGCGAGGGGGAGGCACACACGGAGUCUCCCAAGGCCUGUGGCUGGAGGGGCUCCCACUUCUCCAGCUCGUCACCCCUGGCUUUGCCCAACACCAGCCCCUGACCCAGCCCAAGUCCAAAUGUUUACAGGGAGCCUCCCACCCACCCACCCACCCCGCCAGCCACUCGGAGGCCCCAAAGGAAAAAGCACAAGAGACGUGAGACGCCACCAUUCCUGGAGACCACAGUCCACCUGCUCAUUCUCGUAGCUUUUUAAAAAAAAAAAUCAAAGUUAAAAAAAAAAAAAGAAAGACAAGAAGACCGUAAACCUAGAAAGCAUUUUAGAGAAAACUAUUUAAAAUUGUCAGGUCCUGACCAG
Choloepus didactylus (southern two-toed sloth) is the source of this 1763-nucleotide messenger RNA. It is a transcript of the gene GNAI2, whose product is annotated as G protein subunit alpha i2. Gene Ontology annotation, cellular component: heterotrimeric G-protein complex. The record is from RefSeq and is a predicted model, not a curated record. The transcript has 9 exons. Gene Ontology annotation, biological process: adenylate cyclase-modulating G protein-coupled receptor signaling pathway; gamma-aminobutyric acid signaling pathway. NCBI's taxonomy places the organism in Eukaryota, Metazoa, Chordata, Mammalia, Pilosa, Megalonychidae. Gene Ontology annotation, molecular function: G protein-coupled receptor binding; GTP binding; G-protein beta/gamma-subunit complex binding. Bases 37 to 1104 code for a protein of 355 amino acids.